CUAUGCAAACGUGUGUGCUCCCCACUUUAAACUGUGGAAAUGUGCAGUCAUGACGGCAUAAAAUGCAGGACGUUUACGAGAAUUUAAUCGAAUGAGGACCGAUUGAAAUUCAUGUUCUCGUUCGACAUUUUUCUAUGGUUAGAACAUGUGCAUUAGUUUACUGAGGAAGAUAUGUCAUUGGGGACCGCUCUCUGCUUUAGCAAUUAUCAAGAUAAUUACGUUAAUGACAAUACACUGCAGCAAACAAUGGUGGUCUCCGCAAGAAAGCAUUCCAGCUGCUGCUAGUUUUUUAUUGUUCUUCACUUUGAGUGGAUUAACUUUGUUUCAUUUCAUCAGCGCAAUUUUUGAGGGUCCUGGAUAUCUUUCAUUAAAAUGGACGCCGGAGAAAAUUACAGAUACACAAUACUUACAAUAUUGUGUUGUCUGUCAAGGAUAUAAGGCACCAAGAUCACAUCAUUGUAGAAAAUGUGAUCGCUGCGUAAUGAAAAUGGACCAUCAUUGUCCAUGGAUAAAUACAUGCGUUGGACAUUAUAAUCAUGGCCAUUUUACGGCAUUUUUAGCAAGUGCAGUCGGUGGUUGUUGCGUCUCCACUGUUAUAUUAAUUUCCUGGGUUACGACUGUAUUAUCUAUGAAGCCAUUACCAUUCCCACCACCAUCAAUUUUUACAUUAAUAUUAGUAGUAUUUAGUAUUGGUUUAUCAAUCGGAGUUGUACUUGCAGUGGGAAUGUUGCUGUACUUUCAGAUGUUAGCUAUUGUGAGAAAUCGAACAGAAAUAGAAGAUUGGAUUUUGGAAAAGGCGCGAUGCCGGCGAGAUAAUAUGGAAGCUGAAUAUGUACAUCCAUAUUCAAAAGGAUGGCGUUUCAAUAUUAAUCAGAUCUUUACUUGGGAUUGUACUCCAGUUGGCGAUGGCAUUACAUGGCCCAUUAUCGAUGGCUGUGAUCAAUACACAUUAACGAGGGAGCAAAUCGCACAAAAACUAGAUAAACGGAAAAGAGCCCGCAAAUAUAGAGUUAUAAAACCUGCUUCAGGAUCAAAAUUACCAGUUAGAUAUGGCUGUAAUGUGUUUUGUCAUCCACCUUGCACUGAUGAACCGCGUAUCAAAUUGAAUGUAGAUGAUAUUGUGGUUGUAACACGUUGGAAAAAAUAUUGGCUGUUUGGAGAAAAAGAACAAAAGGGAGGAAAUGAUGGAUCGAAACGUAUAAGAGGGUGGUUUCCACGUCCCUGUGUGAUUGAAGUAAUAGAAAAUGAAUUGCAUGAUUCAGAUAAUUUGCUUAAGGACAAUUAAACUUUGAAGAAAUGUGAACAACUGGCUAUGAGAAUAAUUAACAAAAUGCUAGCAGUGUACCAGCAAUGUGGCAAACUCAAUAGUGAUUUUACAGUAAAUUUCGAAAUGCGUCUUUAUUAAAUAGUAUGGUUUAAAUAGUAUGGUUCGUCAAUAUAAUGAUGGAAAUACAAUAAAAAUUAAGCAGUGUUUUUUAUCAUUAGUAGCAUAUUGCUGUAUCAGAAAUUGAUUGCAGAGAAAGAGCAGAAAUUCAGCAUAAUCAACAUAAUCUACUAUCAGGAUGUCACAAAAUGCGGCAAAAAUACGACCUAUUCAACUUGUCAAGAGAUACGAUAGUGUCAACAACAGCGAAACGGAAACUGUAUUUAUAUGCAAAUAGCCCAAUAGCGAGUACCUUAGAUUUAAUACUUUAGAUUGAAUCUCACUAAGAACUGAUUAAAUUUUUUUUAAUAGACUCAACUGAUUUGAAUUUGUUUUACACAAUGAAAUAUAUUUUUGCUCUACAUGCUCUGAACAGAUAUGUUACCAAACAAAGUCUCAGUGUAUUAAAAUAUUUAUUGAGAAACCUAA
Messenger RNA from Nylanderia fulva, 1852 nucleotides. Its product is annotated as palmitoyltransferase ZDHHC6. Lineage: Eukaryota; Metazoa; Arthropoda; Insecta; Hymenoptera; Formicidae. Gene Ontology annotation, molecular function: palmitoyltransferase activity. The record is from RefSeq and is a predicted model, not a curated record.